Messenger RNA from Schistocerca nitens (vagrant locust), 2252 nucleotides. Its product is annotated as transmembrane protein 183-like. Gene Ontology annotation, biological process: regulation of protein stability. The coding region runs from base 74 to 1252 and encodes 392 amino acids. The record is from RefSeq and is a predicted model, not a curated record. Gene Ontology annotation, cellular component: SCF ubiquitin ligase complex. The transcript is spliced from 9 exons. NCBI's taxonomy places the organism in Eukaryota, Metazoa, Arthropoda, Insecta, Orthoptera, Acrididae.
CGCGCAGGCGCAGUGUAGGCGCAAUCGCCAUAGUUGGGAUUACCAGGCUUGCGGUGGCAGUCGCGGCCAUGAUAUGAAUAUAAGUAAACGGCUACAGGAAGAGUCUGAGAAACGUGAGCCCCUCGACAUGAGUUUGAAUAAACGGGCCCGAGAUGAACCAGUAAUAGAUGAGCCCCUUGACAUGGAUUUGGAGAAAUGGCAAGAUCCACCACUACAAGAUUGUCCAUUAGAUUUGUCAAUGGGAAAAAGAAAAUCAGAUGGAAUAAUAAAGUCACCAUUCAGCAGUCUGCAUGGGUUAAAGAAAACGGAGGCAGUUGUGAAUGAUGAUUUGUCAUUGGGGAUAGAGAAGUCAGAUGGAGUGAGUGUGUCACCAGUCAGUAGCCUGCAAGAGUUAAAAAAAACUGAGAAAACUGUGGGUCUUGAUUUGUCAAUGGGAGGAAGAAAGUCAGCAGUCAGCAGCCUGCGUGGGGUAAAGAAAAGCAACACAAUUGCACAGGGUGAAAGGGCUGCGACAUCUGAGGAGGUGAUAAAAAUACCAUGUGUUGUGGAAGAACCUGGAGUUAGAUACCCCCUUGAUGUUUGGUUCCUCAUAGCAGAUUACAUUGUUCCUGAAAGUGUGGGGAAAUUUGCCAGAAUAUGUAAAGAUUCUCUGUAUGUCACUUACACUGCCGUCUUUUGGUGCAAAUUGUUCAAGAGAUACUGCACUGAUGGCUGCAUCACAGAAGCAUCAUAUAAUGUUAUACGGAAACAACGUGGGUUGAGAACUAGGGUGAUACGGUCAUUGCAUCGCAUCUACAAACCGUUGGCGAUGAAAAGAGAAACAGAUUUAAAUCCACCCAUGUUACUGAACCGAAUGAUAAGGAACCAAUGGGUUGAGAGUAAUAGAAGAGGCACGGAAUGGAUUUACCACUUUGAAUUGUAUGAUUUUUGUAACCAGCGCAGAUGGAAACCAGAAAAGUUUGAAGAAUGGUGGAAUGAUAUCACAGCCAAUCAAUCGGCCUACUGUGUAAUGCUAAAGAUAACAUCUUCACAAGAAGUGGAGUUGCCAAACCUUGAGGGACUUGUACUGCGAGAGAUUAUCCUUGUCAAAAUGGAAAAUAAAACGAAAAUAAAAUGCAUACUCCACUCUUGCCCUAUCUUAACUAAUAAAAAAAAGAAGGUAUUCAUUUUUGAAACAGAAAUGCCAAUACUACGCACAAGGGUUCUGAAUUGGUGGAGCCCUUACUACCCCCGCCAGGCUAACUGUCCCUAGAGGGGUUGAGCACAAUUUGGCUAAAAAUAUCCAGCCUGGAGAGCCAUACCACAGUAUUCAACAGCACAAAAGUGUAAAUUAUCUGUGGGAAUGCUGAUGAGCCCUAAGAUACAACUCCCUUAUCCACAUUCAGCAUCCAUUCUUGAUAAGUGUUCUCUGAAAGGGCAUUUUUGUUUAAUUGAUCAUUAAAUAUCCCUAGUGAUAAGCUGUUUUCAAAAAUUACAUUUUAAAAACCUGUUAAAAUCGGUGUUACUCCCAUUGUGACUCGUAUAUUUAGAAACAAGAGCACAAAACCAUGUUAAUACUAACGAUCCCAGUGUUGUUCCUGUAGAAUGAUAUCGCAUCCAUUAUUGAUAAGUGUUCUCUGAAAGGGCAUUUUUGUUUAAUUGAUCAUUAAAUAUCCCUAGUGAUAAGCUGUUUUCAAAAAUUACAUUUUAAAAACCUGUUAAAAUCGGUGUUACUCCCAUUGUGACUCGUAUAUUUAGAAACAAGAGCACAAAACCAUGUUAAUACUAACGAUCCCAGUGUUGUUCCUGUAGAAUGAUAUCGCAUCCAUUAUUGAUAAGUGUUCUCUGAAAGGGCAGUUUUGUUUAAUUGAUCAUUAAAUAUCCCUAGUGAUAAGCUGUUUUCAAAAAUUACAUUUUAAAAACCUGUUAAAAUCGGUGUUACUCCCAUUGUGACUCGUAUAUUUAGAAACAAGAGCACAAAACCAUGUUAAUACUAACGAUCCCAGUGUUGUUCCUGUAGAAUGAUAUCGCAUCCAUUAUUGAUAAGUGUUCUCUGAAAGGGCAUUUUUGUUUAAUUGAUCAUUAAAUAUCCCUAGUGAUAAGCUGUUUUCAAAAAUUACAUUUUAAAACUCUGUUAAAAUCUGUGUUACUUUGUUACUCCCAGUGGACACGUAUAUUUAGAAAAGAUAUAUAAAACAUGUAAUAAUGUUUCAAGAUAAAUGUUGAUAUGUAGUGCAGUUGAUUCUAGAAUGUGUAUCAGAAGAUAAUAAAAC